AUGAAGCCGUUCCAAUUAGCUCGCCGACAGGUGCUAACCGGGCUUGCUAUGCCCCGCGCCGUCUCCUCGCAGACCAUUAACACCAGCCGGACAUGGCAGCGUGCUUUCAGCGCCUCUGCGGCCGCUGCCUCGACCCUUCCCGGCCUCGACGCUUCCAAGUUGACCGUCACAAAGACCACCACUCCCAAGGAGCUGAUGGAUUCCAAGGACCUUGUCUUUGGCAAGAACUUUACGGAUCACAUGCUCUCUGUGGAGUGGACAGCUACCGAUGGAUGGCACACACCUCGCAUUAUUCCCUACCAGAACCUUAGCUUGGACCCCUCAACCUGUGUGUUCCACUAUGCAUUUGAAUGUUUCGAAGGAAUGAAGGCAUACAAGGACGAUAACGGUGGCAUCCGUCUGUUCCGCCCUAACAAGAACAUGGAGCGUUUGAACAAGUCUUCUGCGCGUAUUGCCCUUCCUACCGUGGACGGCGAUGCGUUGACUAAAAUUAUCGGAGAGCUCGUGAAGUUGGAUAGCCGAUUCAUCCCUGCCGAGCGUGGUUACUCCUUAUACCUCCGUCCUACCAUGAUUGGUACCCAGAAGACCCUGGGUGUUGGUCCCCCAGGAUCCGCUCUUCUCUUCGUUAUUGCCAGUCCCGUGGGUCCUUACUACCCCACUGGCUUCAAGGCCAUCUCGCUGGAGGCCACUGACUACGCCGUCCGUGCCUGGCCUGGUGGUGUUGGUGACAAGAAGCUCGGUGCCAACUAUGCUCCUUGCAUUCUGCCCCAGCUCGAGGCCGCAUCCCGUGGUUUCCAGCAGAAUCUGUGGCUCUUUGGUGAGGAGGAAUACGUGACCGAGGUCGGCACUAUGAACCUCUUCAUUGCCUUGAAGAACAAGGAGACAGGACAGAAGGAGCUUAUCACUGCUCCUCUUGAUGGUACCAUCCUGGAGGGUGUCACUCGUGACUCCGUCUUGACUCUUGCCCGCGAGAGACUCGGCCCCAAGGGCUGGAACAUCUCCGAGCGCAAGAUUAAGAUGUCCGAGGUUGCCGAGGCUUCCGAGGAAGGUCGCAUGAUCGAAGUGUUCGGUGCUGGCACUGCUGCUAUUGUCAGCCCUGUCCGCAACAUCAGCUACAGAGGUAAAAUGGUUGAGUGUGGUUUGAAGGAGGACCAGGAGGCUGGUGAGAUUGCUCUCCAGAUGAAGAACUGGAUCGAGGGUAUCCAGUAUGGUGAUGAGCAGAACCCCUGGAGCGUCGUGAUCUAA
This is a messenger RNA of Penicillium antarcticum, 1245 nucleotides long. Its product is annotated as branched-chain amino acid aminotransferase, cytosolic. The record is from RefSeq and is a predicted model, not a curated record. Gene Ontology annotation, biological process: L-valine biosynthetic process; L-leucine biosynthetic process. Lineage: Eukaryota; Fungi; Ascomycota; Eurotiomycetes; Eurotiales; Aspergillaceae. Gene Ontology annotation, molecular function: branched-chain-amino-acid:2-oxoglutarate transaminase activity. The coding region runs from base 1 to 1245 and encodes 414 amino acids. Gene Ontology annotation, cellular component: mitochondrion. The transcript is spliced from 4 exons.